GCCACUGCCCUUCCUGGGGUCUGUACCUCCUUACAGAGGGAGGGUCUCCAGGUGGAGGGGCCGUGGUGGAUGGCUCUGGAGACGCAGCUCCCGAGACUGUGCCAUCCUCCUGCUGAGCGGGUCAGAGGGUCCCUGCAGAGGUUGCUCAGGACCUUGGGGCUGGGGCCAGGGGAGCCUGCACCAGAGACCCAUGUGGAACCUAAGGUCGACGCCGCCCUGCUGAGAGCACGGCGGCCCCUCCUUCGAGACCGUGACCUCCCGUCGGUGGCCCUCGGCCCUCCACCUCAAGCUGGGGCGGGGGCCGCCCAUCUCCAAGUCCCCAACCAUGACCACCUCCGCGCUGCGCCGCCAAGUGAAGAACAUUGUGCACAACUACUCCGAGGCCGAGAUCAAGGUGCGCGAGGCCACCAGCAAUGACCCCUGGGGCCCGCCCAGCUCGCUCAUGUCGGAGAUCGCGGACCUGACCUUCAACACGGUGGCCUUCGCCGAGGUCAUGGGCAUGCUGUGGCGGCGGCUCAACGACAGCGGCAAGAACUGGCGGCACGUGUACAAGGCGCUGACGCUGCUGGACUACCUGCUGAAGACGGGCUCGGAGCGCGUGGCGCACCAGUGCCGUGAGAACCUUUACACCAUCCAGACGCUCAAGGACUUCCAGUACAUCGACCGCGACGGCAAGGACCAGGGCGUCAACGUGCGCGAGAAGGUCAAGCAGGUGAUGGCACUGCUCAGGGACGAGGAGCGCCUGCGGCAGGAGCGCGCCCACGCGCUCAAGACCAAGGAGCGCAUGGCGCUGGAGGGCAUCGGCAUCGGCAGCGGGCAGCUGGGCUUCAGCCGUCGCCAUGGAGACGACUACCGCUCACGUGGGUCCCCAUCCUCCUACAACUCCUCAUCCUCAUCCCCACGCUACACCUCUGAUCUGGAGCAGGCCCGGCCCCAGACGUCAGGGGAAGAGGAACUCCAGCUGCAGCUGGCCCUGGCCAUGAGCCGUGAGGAGGCCGAGAAGCCGGUGCCCCCGGCCUCCCACAGGGACGAGGACCUGCAGCUGCAGUUGGCUCUGCGUCUGAGCCAGCAGGAACACACGAAGGAGGUGAGGUCCUGGCGGGGCGAUGACUCUCCUGUGGCCAAUGGAGCAGGGGCUGCAGUCCAUCGUCGGCGAGACCGAGAGCUCCAGCGAGAAGAGAAGAAGGAGGAGAAGCUGAAAACCAGCCAGUCCUCCAUCCUGGACUUGGCUGACAUCUUCGCACCCAACCCAGCCCCACCCUCCACACACAGCUCUGCUGACCCGUGGGACAUCCCAGGUCUCAGGCCAAGCGCAGAGCCCAGCGGCUCCUCCUGGGGGCCUUCUGCAGAUCCCUGGUCUCCUGUCCCCUCAGGAAAUGCCCUGUCCCGAAGUCAGCCCUGGGACUUGCCCCCUACGCUCUCUUCCUCUGAGCCCUGGGGCCGGACCCCAGUGCUGCCUGCUGGACCCCCUACGACAGACCCCUGGGCACUGAACUCUCCCCUCCACAAACUCCCCAGCACUGGGACUGACCCUUGGGGGGUCCCUAUGGAGGCCUCCAACACACCUGGUAAUACCUCGACCUUUGAUCCAUUUGCCAAACCUCCAGAAUCCAGAGAAACCAAAGAGAGGCUGGAGGGUGCCCAAGCCUUGCCCUCAGGGAAGCCCAGCAGCCCUGUGGAGCUGGACCUCUUUGGAGACCCCAUCCCCAGUUCCAAGCAAAAUGGCACCAAGGAGCCAGAUGCCUUUGACCUGGAUGUGCUGGGCGAGGCGCUGACACAGCCUAGCAAGGAGGCCCGAGCCUGCAGGGAUCCUGAGUCCUUCCUGGGCCCCUCAGCCUCUUCAUUGGUCAAUCUUGAUUCACUGGUCAAGGCACCCCAACCUGCAAAGACCCAGAACCCCUUCUUGACAGGUCUCAAUGCUCCAUCCGCCACCAACCCAUUCGGCGCGGGUGACCAAGGCAGACAGACUCUGAAUCAGAUGCGCACCGGGUCACCAGCUCUAGGACUGGCGAUGGGUGGGCCCGUCGGGGCGCCCAUGGGCUCGAUGACCUACAGCGCCUCCUUGCCCCUCCCGCUCAGCAGCGUGCCUGUUGGCAUGACCCUCCCUGCCUCGGUCAGCGUCUUCCCUCAAGCUGGGGCCUUCCCCGCGCCGCCCGCAAGCCUGCCGCAGCCACUGCUGCCCACGUCGAGCUCUUCGGGACCACUGAACCCCACGCCGCAGGCGGGAACCAACCCCUUCCUCUGAGCGC
This is a messenger RNA of Elephantulus edwardii (Cape elephant shrew), 2249 nucleotides long. It is a transcript of the gene EPN3, whose product is annotated as epsin 3. Lineage: Eukaryota; Metazoa; Chordata; Mammalia; Macroscelidea; Macroscelididae. Gene Ontology annotation, biological process: endocytosis. Bases 326 to 2245 code for a protein of 639 amino acids. The transcript has 10 exons. The record is from RefSeq and is a predicted model, not a curated record. Gene Ontology annotation, cellular component: clathrin vesicle coat; plasma membrane; endosome. Gene Ontology annotation, molecular function: clathrin binding; phospholipid binding.